GACGUUCGGAACGAAACAGACCGCACGAAACGUGGUCCUCAUUUGGCGGAUGUUAUUUUCUAUCGCGGCCGCUCAUUGGCUUGAAUGUGACGUGUCGUGACGUCGCGAUCACGCCCCCAAAUGCAGUUUCCGCUUCCGUUUUUCCCGGCCAAAGUUGUCAAAAGUGUCAACAGACGUCGUUGGCGACGCUCUGCGCUCUCGGUUGCGAGUUGACGUGAACAAAAUGAGCAAAUAGAAAGUUAGAAGAAAAACCACAAACAAGUCGUUGCACCGGAGUGGAGCAAACUAAGAGGACGAGGACGUUCCGGUUUGACGACAAGAGCCGCCUGCGCUGACAGUCACCUUGCGAGCCCAAGUGCGGAAAUGCGAAAAAACAACAACAACUCCCUCAACCGCGUGUGCACGGAGCAUUUUCCCGGCGACAACGACGUUGCUGGGUCCGUCGGGGGGGGGGGGGGGAUCAGCUCGGAUGGACCACCCGUUAGCCGAGCGCCGGAAUGCGGCUAACCCGCCGACGGAGACGCGGGCGGCCCGCGGCGGAGACCGGUCCUCGCACCUAAGCAGCAUUCCAGGUUUCGCACAGUUCCUCGACAUCGUGCGAGAGGAUCACGAUUAUUUGCGGGAGGAGCUGACCUACCGCUCGCCGCUUGACAGCAAGGAGCCUUGGCGGCGCGACCACGAUUAUCCCUUCGCGUGGGUCAGCCCGGACAAGGGCGGCGACAAGGGUGAGCACUUUAUAUUUGAAAAUGACCAGGCCGCUCUGGUCCACAUGGGUAUAUCCGUGCAAACGCUAGCCACGCUGGUGGAGUCGGUGCAGUGUCACGCCAACAAAGAUUUCCAGCUGCCCGUGCGCUCUCAGGUAAUCAUGACACUAAUGAAGCUCAAGACCAACCUACCUCUGGCCGACCUGAGCGUGUACUUCCACACGUCCGAGUGCACGGCUCUCGAAACGGUCUUAUAUUGGAUCGACGUGCUGGCGGAGGUCUUGCGGCUCGCCAUCCCGUGGCUAUCCAAACAAAUCAUCCAAGCCAGCAUGCCCGCCGAGUUCAGGGAGAGAUUUCCCAACACGACGUGCUUCGUGGGCUGCGGCGAGAGCGUCCUGCGCAAGCCUCAGGGGCGCUGCUCGCCCAGCAUGGUCAAGUACCUGCUGGCCGUGGCCCCGUGCGGCCUCAUCAUGUUCAUGUCGCCCGCCUACUCCGGGCGCUGCCGCCACGACGACAUGGCGCUGGAAUCGGGUUUGCUGGACCUCCUCGUGCCGGGGGACGAGGUCAUGACCCCAGGAGGCUUCGCGAUCAAAGGCCUGCUGUUUAAGCGGCAGGUCAAACUGGUCGUGUCGUCGCUCAGCAAAGAUGGCGGCCAGGCCGCCGCCUCCUCCUCCUCUUCCGCCGGCCACAUUGCACACGUCGGAGAUCACGUCGAAGGCGCCAUUCGCCACUUGAUGACUUUUAAUAUACUUUCGCAGGGCGUUCCCACUACGUUGGCGCCACAAAUUGACAAGAUUCUCCGUAUUUGCGCCGCCCUGACCAAUCUGAGGAUUCAGGUUUUAAACUAAUUUUUUCCAGUCCCUCCAGGAUUUCCCAGGCUUUUUGAGUUUGUUGUGGCCUAAAAUGCCUGAUUUCAUGGAAGCGAUUUACCGAAUAAUUUUUCUGGAGCGUUUGUUAGGAUGAAAUUCACAUAAUUCAUGGGAAUCGGUUGAAUGCUGGUGAAUUGUGAAUUCCUGGACGUACUGAUUUGUACAUACUACUGAGUACGUCAGUGAUUUUCAACUGGUGGGUUGGGACCCAAAAGUGGGACGAAGACCCAUUUUGGGUGGGGUCGCAAACAGCUACUAAACUACUACUUUUUCCGGUAGAGUACAAAGGCGGAGCAAGUUCCCGCAUGGAAAAUAUUAGUAUUAUAUUAUAAGCGACAAGAAAUGUAGCUGCCUCACACUUUAGCCAGUAUACUGUAGUUUACGCUGUAAACAAAUAUAGUGCAGCUCAGUCUCUGGCGAGCGGACGUCAUGGCAAGCGAUAUGCUUUUGGCGGUACAUCAAACUCAUUUGAAAUGGUGUUUGAAAAUAUAAUAAACUAUAUUCCCAUUGGCGAUUUAUUUAUUUUUUUCCAACCGAUCAUGUUCUUUAUUGUUGUUAACUUCCCAAAAGUGGGUCGCGACUUUGCAACAAUAGGAAAUGCGAGUCCCAGGUUGACAACAGUUGAGAAUCACUGGAGUAUACUUACUAGACUCCCGGGUCAUUCCAUUAAAAAUCAACCAAGAGUUUUUCCUUCGCCUCCUAGGAUUUUUUUUUUUCUCCUUCAAAUUUUGAGGUGUGGUUGGAAAUGGAAGGAAAAGUCCUGUCUUUUAUUUUCCCAACUACUUUUUUGCCACAAAGAGGUUCAGAACAAAAAUGUUUUGGUGUUGUGGUCUUGUCCUUCAAUAUCCAACCACAGCACACUCAAUAUUUGAAGAAAAUCUGAGAGCGAUUUUAAAAUGACCCCAUUACCAUCUCGUUUGUGAUGCUGGUGGUACAGCACAGGGGGAUAUUUUAUCGGACUACUGCAAUCUAGUGCUUGCGAGCACACGAGGAAUGGGGGAAGGGGUAUUUGAAGACGAGGAAGAAGAAGAAUAUUAAUAUGGUAUUCUAUUCUGUACUUUGUCAAAUCGUAAGUGUUAGUUAAAUAGAUCACUGUUUGCCUCAGUUAUUUAUGUGAAGUCCAUCUAUGAAUUUCAUUUUGGUUGAAACUACUUCCAAAUUUCUACUUGUACUGAUUGUAUUAUUAUUAUUAUUAUUUUAUUUGUAUGGAAGCUAUAACAGAACGCUGUCACCUCAGUCAGUUUUCUCUUGCAUGUGUGAAAUGCAAUUUGUUGCUAUUGUGAAUGAUUGAAUUUAAUUUAUGUGCCUUGAUUCAAACCAAAACUAGGUUGGUUUUAUUUGUUGUAGAAGCAUGUAUCACUACACCAUUAGUGCAAAUCACAAUGUAUGUAAUAAUAAUAGCUGAAAUGUGUAACACACCUUUAAAAGGGACUCAAGGACACUUAACUAAACUUGUGUGCAUGUUACUAGUGCCAUAUAUACUAUGUUAUGUAUAAGUAAUUGUAAGCCUUCUAUACUCCCAAGCGCGUGAUCCUAAGCCAUUGUUUGCCUUUAUGAAAAAUGGAAUAUGUAGCCACUAUGAGCACCUCACCUUUUAAUGCACUAUAAAAAAUGAUUUUCCACUUUCAUAUUAAAGCGACAUAUACUGUGUGAA
This is a messenger RNA of Phyllopteryx taeniolatus (common seadragon), 3227 nucleotides long. RefSeq lists its product as uncharacterized. The transcript has 3 exons. The record is from RefSeq and is a predicted model, not a curated record. Lineage: Eukaryota; Metazoa; Chordata; Actinopteri; Syngnathiformes; Syngnathidae. The coding region runs from base 470 to 1552 and encodes 360 amino acids.